UCAGUGCAAUAAUUGUGACGGACAAAAUGGCCGCGAAAAAUGUAUUAUUGUUUAUUUGUUUCAUGCUUUGUUCUAUAUACGUAAAUUGUGAUAUUUUAUGUGAACAAGGAUUUUGUAAAGAACAUAUUAAUGAUGAUAACGAGUGUUCAACGCCUUCACCAGAGUGUGAUAUUAAUAAUGCAACUCAUUCGGGGAUAUGGUUGCCAUCACCUACUAUAUGUAAUUGCUGCUCGUUCUGUUUGCCGUUGUAUAAAUUGGGUCAGCCUUGCAGUUUAGGUGGAUCUGGCAAUGGAAUUACAAUCGGCAGAUGUGGUGAUGGAUUAACUUGCGAUAACUCAACACGUACAUGUAUUAGAAUGAAAACGAAAUGUCACGAUGCACAAGACGACUACGAUGCCCGACACGCUAGAGGCGAAACCGGUGCCUUUGAGAAUCGUCCCAGCUGUGACGAGAAAGGAAAAUUCACCUCCUUCCAUUGCGUGCCUUCUCAAACCUGUUUCUGCCAAUCAGAAGAGGGGGAGAGAUUGUUCGGGGAGGUUGUAAAUAGAGGCCUGUUUAUGAAUAUGCCUUGUCGUUGUUCCCGAAUGGCUCACAAAAUCCAGACAUUGAUAGCAAAAGAAUUACCUUACCCAGUAUUCGGUAUGAGAUGUACUGCGGAUGGGAAUUUCAAUCCUGUACAGUGUAUAGACAACAUAUGCUAUUGCGUACACACAAUCACUGGUGAAAGGAUUGUUGGUCCCAGUGUAGAUUUGAAUACUACCCACAUAUCUGAAUUGCCGUGCUAUGACGAAAAAUUAGACUUAUUCCCAAAGACAGCUGACAGUGAGCCUCCUUAUGAAUACACCACGCCUUGUUUCGACACAGUGCAAGAAAGAAGAGAUUUAAUAGUCAAAAGUAUCGAAGAAGGAUUUAAUGUAGAAUAUUUCUCUACUUUUGGUUCCAUUAGCUGUCUACCAGACGGAACUUUUGGGAGAAUGACCAUAAACUCGAAUGGAUCAAAGAUUUGCGUGGACGAGCGUGGAGAGAAAUUAGGAAAUUACGAGGCUCCAGCUAACACACCUCAGUUUAACAAUAUGGACUGCAAAUGCGCGCAGUCAACGAAUGUAAUGACGUCAUCAAAUGAACCACCGCGGUGCUGCAAGAACGGCAACUUCAGACCGAUUCAGUGUCACAGUGGAACGUGUCGUUGUGUAGACUCAGAUGGGCGACAAGUUGGACGAGAAUCUUCAGAUGUUACAAAAUUAACAUGCUACACACAAGAUUGGAGAAACUGUUGAACGUUAUGCAAAAAUUAAUAAAUAUAUCCUAACUAAUAUUAAUAAAAUGUAAGACAUAAUAAAAACUAGAACAGUAUAAGCUAUCAAUA
This is a messenger RNA of Vanessa atalanta (red admiral), 1366 nucleotides long. RefSeq lists its product as uncharacterized. Gene Ontology annotation, biological process: cell-matrix adhesion. Gene Ontology annotation, cellular component: basement membrane. The record is from RefSeq and is a predicted model, not a curated record. The transcript is spliced from 9 exons. NCBI's taxonomy places the organism in Eukaryota, Metazoa, Arthropoda, Insecta, Lepidoptera, Nymphalidae. Bases 27 to 1277 code for a protein of 416 amino acids.